GUUACUUCUGAUGCCGGUUCUUCUGUUAUGUCCUCUACCUCAGGUUUAUAUGAAGGUAGUUCAACUGUUACUUCUGGUGUAGAAUCUUCUGUUAUGUCCUCUGCUUCAGGUUCAUAUGAGGGUAGUUCAACUGUUACUUCUGAUGCCGGUUCUUCGAUUGUGUCCUCUACCUCAGGUUUAUAUGAAAGUAGUACGACAUUAACAUCCGUUAUUGUGUCUUCUGACUCUAAAUCAGCUUCACGUUCUACUAAGACAUUGACUCCUUGUCAUUCAUCAUCUACCGUCUCUAAACAUCCAUGUAAGACUCACAAACCGCAACCAUCUAAGUGCGCUUGCCGUAAACCGUGGGUUCACACUAGACAUGGUGGGUGGACACAUGAAAGACCUCACAGUCAUUGUUAA
Molecule: messenger RNA, 402 nt
Organism: Maudiozyma saulgeensis
Lineage: Eukaryota; Fungi; Ascomycota; Saccharomycetes; Saccharomycetales; Saccharomycetaceae
Source: the annotation of a GenBank genome assembly